UGAGGAAUAAAAUCCUCCCUGUAAAAUUUACACAGAAAAUCACUGAUCCCAAUGGGAGAAAAUUCUAUCAAAUAGACAUGAAAAAAUAAUUAAAAAAGCAAAGCCUUUUCAUUGCUUUGUGUAUAAAGUUGAUCAAGGAAUUAAAGGGACUUAGGUGGAUCAAGGAAUUACAUUUCUGGUCACUCUGGAAAAUAUAUUCGUCAUAAAAAUUAAUGAAUUUUGAUGUAAUUCUGAUUCUAAAAAUGUCUGUAGUCCUUGACCCAAAGUGUUGAGAUGGUGGGACCAAAAAGUGGGUUUAAAACUGGGGACUCAGACUCCAAGAAUGAACUAGUGGUUACCAAAGGGGAGAGGUGUGGGAGGGCGGGUGGGGAGGCAGGGAGAAGGGGACUGAGGGGUAUUAUGUUUAGUACACAUGGUGUGGGGGAUCACGGGGAGAACAGUGUAGCACAGAGAAGGGACAUAGUGGAUCUCUGGCAACGUGCUGCACUGAUGGACAGUGACUGCAGUGGGGUAUGGGUGGGGACUUGCUAAUAUGGGUAAAUGUAGUAACCACAUUGUUUUUUCAUGUGAAACCUUCAUAAGAGUGUAUAUCAAUCAUACCUUAAUACAAAUUUUAAAAAAUAAAAAUAAAACUGGGGUCUCAGAGUACUCUGAAAUGGUCUGGCAUGCAUGCAUAACCAUACUGUACAUAACCACUCCUCAGGCCCACAUAGACUCAGCCCUUCUUCCCAGAGUACGUGCCAUGCUCACUACCUGGCAUCUGCCUCCAGGGCGGAACCAUGGGGCCAUUGUGAGCCUCACAGGAUUCCGGUGGCCUCACAAUGUCCCCCUGAGGUCAUCAAGAGAUAACCUCACCAGCCCCUGAGCUUGAGGCACAAGUCUCCUGAGGCCUGUGUGGGGGAUCACCCUUGGUCCUCCCUAGCCACGCCACCAGGGGAAGGCCCAGAUUGAAGCCUCUCAAGGAAGCCUCUGAGGGGAGCAGGAGCUGGGAGGCACCUCACCCACCAAGGAGCAACCCGGUGGAGACUUCUAGCUGCCAUCCUGGAGGACCUCGCACCCAGUUCCCUUCAUCCUCCCCAGGGAGAGAUGCAGGAUGACACUUCGUUGCCCCCGCCAUCUUUACCCUUGGCCUCAAACACUGCCUUGAGCACCAGCAGGCAGGCCAGCACGUCCGGACUCCCGAGCGAGAAUGAGACUGACCACCAUGCCUGCCCCAAAGGCUACCGGAAGCCCAGCAUCUCCAAGGUGAUUCUGGGGGUUGUGGCAAACAAGGGGGCACACACCCACGUGUCCCUGGCCACCCUGAAGAAAGCAGUCGCCACUACGGGUUACAACAUGACUCGCAACGCCUGGCGCUUCAAGCGAGCGCUCAAGGGGCUGGUGAACAAGGGCAUUCUCAAGCAAGUGACCGGCAAGGGGGCCUCCAGCUCCUUCUGCAUGGGCAAGAAGAACACCUCCAAGUUCAAGCUCAAGGCCAAAAGCAGGCAACAGCAGCAGCGGGGGUGGCCUGGGCAGCGCAAGUUGAUGCUGGGCUCCAAACAUGGGCGCAAGCGGCAAGGCAAGGGGGUUCGCAGGGUGGCCAAAUGCAGCCACAAUUAAAGAAGCAGGCUUGCAAGCAGGCAGGGCACCAGGCUGCCACAGGCUCAGUGCAGUGGGAAUAAAAGGAGCCUAACUUAUUUCACAACUGCCUCCUGGAAUCUUUGGGGCUCGGGUGGAAGAGGAAGAGGGCUGGAGCACAGAAGAAGCACAAGGCCAUGGGAGGGGAAAACCUGGGAAAAACUAGGGGGAGAUGGAUUUGGGAAGGGCUGGAGGAACUGAAAGCACCCAUUAGCUAGUCCAACCACAUCAUCUUGCACGUGGAGAAACUGAGGCCAGAAAAGGUCACAGGAAUUGUGUGAUAGAACCCAGCCUAGAACCCAAGUGUCUGACUCAGCAAAGUGUGUGGGUGUGUGCUGGGAACUCUUAAGUUGCUUCUCAGACCCUUUCCCCCAAGAGGCAAGCAGAUCCCCAAAGUCUGGUGAGGCCCCCUCCCCUGUCCCAUGCAACCACAGACUGUUCCAUGGAGACCAGAAAGUGAGGCCAGGCCAGGAUAGGUCCGGCCUAGCAUUCAGCAGCCCCGGGCUGGAGCUCAGAGGCCAAAGGUAGCCCCCAUCAUUCCAGAGAAUCUGGUUUGUCAGUCUGCUCAUGGAGGCUGGAAAGGUCCAGUUUGACAGUCUAGUAGGGGCUCCCACCCA
Messenger RNA from Manis pentadactyla (Chinese pangolin), 2234 nucleotides. Its product is annotated as spermatid-specific linker histone H1-like protein. Gene Ontology annotation, cellular component: nucleosome. Gene Ontology annotation, biological process: nucleosome assembly. The transcript has a single exon. NCBI's taxonomy places the organism in Eukaryota, Metazoa, Chordata, Mammalia, Pholidota, Manidae. The coding region runs from base 1087 to 1599 and encodes 170 amino acids. Gene Ontology annotation, molecular function: DNA binding. The record is from RefSeq and is a predicted model, not a curated record.